AGUCGUGUCUUUAAAAACCUGUCUUGUUCAGAGCGUUUCCAGCAGAGUCCAUUGUGUGAUCACAGGCCUCAAGAUGACAGCUCGACUUUACUGCUCGUUGCUCGCGCUUUUAUUGUGUCCCUGUGUAUGCGCGACAGUAAGAAACGACGAUGAUCGAAACACGGGGGAACCAAAGCCUGGGGAGUGUCCAAGUGACAUCAGUUCAGUGAGAGCGGCAGGACUGUGUGUCGAGGAGUGUUCCCAUGACCGUCAAUGUCCAAACGAUAAGAAGUGCUGCAGCAAUGGAUGUGGACAUCAGUGUACAGCUCCAUAUAAAGAUCAACCAAAGCCAGGAGGGUGUCCGAAAAUCCCUGCAGGAGUGGCUGGACCGUGUGUCCAUUCAUGUUCCUAUGACCGUGACUGUCCGAAUGAUCAGAAAUGCUGCAGUAAUGGAUGUGGACAAACGUGUUCAGCUCCAUUUAAAGAUAAACCAAAGCCCGGAGUGUGUCCGAACAAAAUCCCUGAAGUAGAAAGAAAAUGUUCUGAGUCGUGUUCCCAAGACAGUGAUUGUCCGAAAGAUGAGAAAUGCUGCAGCAGUGGAUGUGGACAUCAGUGUAGGGCUCCAUAUAAAGCAAAGCUAGGAGUGUGUCCAGUCAUACCCCCUGGAGGAGUGUGUAUGGAUUCAUGUGUCGAUGACAGUGACUGUCCGGGCAAAGACAAAUGCUGCAGCAGUAGAUGUGGACGCCAAUGUGUGAUGCCUGGUAGAUGUUCUGGACCGCAUUCGCCUCUUUGCCAAGAAGCAGAUGCAUGAUGUGUUGCCCGACCACCUGUGCUGAUUUAGUCAUCGGAGAGAGUCCUCCGAGAUUGAUUUUUGCACACCAUACUUGAGGACUUCUCAACAAAUAAAAAUAUCUAGUAAAAAAA
Molecule: messenger RNA, 903 nt
Organism: Pimephales promelas (fathead minnow)
Lineage: Eukaryota; Metazoa; Chordata; Actinopteri; Cypriniformes; Leuciscidae
Source: RefSeq, a predicted model, not a curated record